AUGACAUACUUCGUGCCCAUCACCGACGGCUGUCCUCUGCGCCAGUCGACCCUGCAGAUGGACGUGGCAGGACAAGACAUAACCCUCUACCUCCUGCAGCUGCUGUCGAAGAAGGGGAACUUGUUGACUAGCCUAGGUGACCGCGAGUACAUCCGGGACCUGAAGGAGAGGUGCUGCUACGUGGCUCCGCACUUCGACGAGGAAAAGGUGGCUGUCCACUCGCAGAAGUAUAAGCUGCCCGACGGCCGGGAGAUUGAGCUGGGCGAGGAGAGGUUCUUCUGCCCGGAGGCUCUUUUCCAGACAGACCUCAUAGGGAGAAACAGCCUGGGCAUCCACACGACGGCCUUCCACAGCAUCAGCUCCUGCAGCCCCGACCUCUGGAAGGUCCUGUUCCGGCACGUGAUGCUCUCCGGGGGCACCGGCUCCUGCUCUGGCCUGCGGUCCCGCAUGCAGAAGGAACUGUCCGCCCUGGUGUCCCCGACAAUCAGCGUGCAGGUGGCCACCUGCCCGCAUUCCGUAUAUGGUGCCUGGGUGGGCGGCUCCAUCCUGUGCUCACUCUCGACCUUCAAGGACAUGUGGGUCACCAGUAACGACUACAAGGACGUCGGCUCCUCUGCCGUCAGUCGGAGGUGCUUCUGA
This is a messenger RNA of Molossus molossus (Pallas's mastiff bat), 639 nucleotides long. Its product is annotated as actin, alpha skeletal muscle-like. Lineage: Eukaryota; Metazoa; Chordata; Mammalia; Chiroptera; Molossidae. The record is from RefSeq and is a predicted model, not a curated record. The transcript has 4 exons. Bases 1 to 639 code for a protein of 212 amino acids.